Morone saxatilis (striped sea-bass) is the source of this 2008-nucleotide messenger RNA. It is a transcript of the gene tm9sf2, whose product is annotated as transmembrane 9 superfamily member 2. The record is from RefSeq and is a predicted model, not a curated record. Lineage: Eukaryota; Metazoa; Chordata; Actinopteri; Moronidae. Gene Ontology annotation, cellular component: membrane. Gene Ontology annotation, biological process: protein localization to membrane.
GGCAUGUGACGUGUCUGCCUGCCGCAGACCGGAUGCUGGUGGCGGACUGUCCGGUGUAGAUGUCAGAUGCAGUGUAAACCGAGAAAAGGGGUCUAGAUUUGUAUGUGAAUCUGAUCGAGCAGACUGGCCGGUGUGAACAUGCUGCUGUGGCUGCUGGGACCCGCGCUGCUGGCUCGGGCCGCCGGCUUCUACCUCCCGGGUCUGGCUCCCGUCAGCUUCUGUGAGCCGGGGAAAGACCAGGUCCCAGACUGCAAGUCGACCAUUGAGCUGUUUGUGAACCGGCUGGAUUCAGUGGAGUCUGUGCUGCCUUAUGAAUACACUGUGUUUGACUUCUGCUCCGAGAACACAAUGAAACGUCCAUCAGAGAAUCUGGGCCAGGUUCUUUUUGGAGAGAGGAUCGAACCCUCGCCAUACAAGUUUGAGUUUAAGAAAACCGCGGUGUGUCAGCCGGUGUGUACCAAAGUCUAUGACAACAGCAAGCCAUCAGACAAAGCCAAACUGGACUUCCUCAAGAAAGGCAUGUUACUCAACUACCAGCACCACUGGAUUGUGGAUAACAUGCCAGUCACCUGGUGCUAUGAUGUUGAAGAUGGACAGAAGUUCUGUAAUCCUGGUUUCCCUAUUGGCUGUUACGUCACAGAAGCAGGCCGACCCAAAGAUGCCUGCGUGGUCAACUCUAACUUUAAUGAAAAGGAUGCUUUUUACAUCUUUAACCACGUGGACAUCACCAUCCAUUACCACAUUGUUGAGCACGAACAACUUGGAGCACGACUGGUUGCUGCCAAGAUUGAACCCAAAAGCUAUGAAAAUAAAAAUGAUGACAAGCCUGAUUGUUCUGGAGGGCCAAAGUUCCUAAAAAGCAAAGACACAGGAGUGUUCAAGAUCCCAUACACUUACUCCAUCAGCUUUGUGGAAGACAAGAAUAUUCGCUGGGCGUCUAGAUGGGACUACAUCCUGGAGUCAAUGCCUCACACCAACAUCCAGUGGUUCAGCAUAAUGAACUCGUUGGUGAUUGUGUUGUUCCUGUCUGGAAUGGUAGCCAUGAUCAUGCUGCGGACACUGCACAAAGACAUCGCCAGAUACAAUCAGAUGGACUCUGUGGAGGAUGCCCAGGAGGAGUUUGGGUGGAAGUUGGUCCAUGGAGAUGUGUUCCGACCUCCCAGGAAAGGAAUGCUGCUGUCGGUUUUCCUUGGCUCUGGAACCCAGAUCUUCAUUAUGACCUUUGUCACCCUGUUCUUUGCCUGUCUUGGGUUCCUGUCUCCUGCGAACCGCGGGGCUCUGAUGACGUGUGCUGUUGUUCUCUGGGUUCUUCUGGGAACUCCUGCCGGAUAUGUGGCUGCUCGCCUCUACAAAUCUUUUGGAGGAGAGAAGUGGAAGACUAACGUCCUGCUGACAGCCUUCCUCUGUCCUGGGGUGGUAUUUGCAGAUUUUUUUGUGAUGAACUUGAUCCUGUGGGGUGAAGGCUCUUCAGCAGCCAUGCCAUUUGGGACCCUGGUUGCCAUAUUAGCUCUUUGGUUCUGUAUCUCGGUGCCGCUUACCUUCAUAGGAGCAUACUUUGGCUUCAAGAAGACAGGUAUCGAGCACCCAGUCCGGACCAAUCAGAUCCCUCGUCAAAUCCCAGAGCAGUCGUUCUACACAAAGCCUUUCCCUGGUAUCAUCAUGGGAGGAAUUCUGCCUUUUGGAUGUAUAUUUAUUCAGCUUUUCUUCAUACUAAACUCCAUCUGGUCCCAUCAGAUGUACUACAUGUUUGGCUUCCUCUUCCUGGUCUUCAUCAUCCUGGUCAUCACCUGCUCUGAGGCCACCAUCCUGCUAUGCUACUUCCACUUAUGUGCUGAGGACUACCAUUGGCAGUGGCGUUCCUUCCUGACAAGCGGCUUCACUGCUGUCUAUUUCCUGGUCUACGCCAUUCAUUACUUCUUCUCUAAGCUGCAAAUCACCGGACUGGCCAGCACCAUUCUGUACUUUGGAUACACCAUGAUCAUGGCUCUCAUCUUUUUCUUAUUCACUG